Molecule: messenger RNA, 3580 nt
Organism: Phlebotomus papatasi
Lineage: Eukaryota; Metazoa; Arthropoda; Insecta; Diptera; Psychodidae
Product: meckelin
Exons: 6
Coding region: 681-3497 (938 amino acids)
Biological process (GO): cilium assembly
Cellular component (GO): ciliary transition zone; MKS complex
Source: RefSeq, a predicted model, not a curated record
CCACAAUUCGUGUAACAGGUCAUUGAAUACACAAAAUAGCUGCUCCAAUUGAUACGAGAUUGAACAUCGUAAAAACGACACGAAAAUCCACAAACCACACGACAGGAUUUUGAGUGGAAUACAUUUGUCCAAAAGCUAAGCUUUGAGAGCCACAAGUUAAUGAGGAAGUGGGUGUCUGGUCAAGUGGCCCAUUAUGAAAAUACCACCUUGUCUAAAAAGAAACGCGUGGGUGAAAUGAAAAUCAACAAUUCGUCUGCCACGGAGUGCAAUUGUGCGGUGAACAUUUUGGUAUAAUUGACCAAGAUAGCAGAGAAGAACAAGAAAAAAAGCUGUGAGAGAGAGCGUGAUGAUAAGUAUUUGGCGGGGGUUUCCAUGGGAAUUGCGACAACAAACAAUAAAUAGUGUAGGGCUGUAGCAAAGAGAGGGUGGAAUAAAUUAAGGGAGUCUCGUGCUGGCAAAUAUGAGAGAGACUUCCUCAUGCUGACGACGAGAGUUUAGUUCUUUGCCAACACUUCUUGGGUCCGUACAUACGGUCAGACACUGGGGACACAAUGGGGCAAAAGUGAAAAAAAGGAUAUCAGGAAAUUGCGUGAAUUAUUGUAGUUACGGAAGUUACGGAAAAAGUGGCGGUCAAAAUAACACAUCGUAACUACGCAAAAAAAUAAUUUCCUAUAACCAUCAUGAGACUUCCCAUCUCACUGAUGACCAUCAUUUCAGUGGGAUGGAACUUUCAGCCAAACACCCAAGUGACUGGUGAGGAAAACAGUGUCUACCUGUUCAAGAGUGUUGAGAGUUGCAAAAAGGGUGAAUAUUUCGAUGUGAACUACUUAAAAUGCAAGAAAUGUGAAAGUGAAUUGAAUUUGGUACCAUCGAAGGAUCGUCUCACAUGCGAAUGCUACCCUAAAGAGUUGGAGCGCAUUGAAUAUGACAAUGUCCUUCAGCAAUCGAUUUGCGAUCGGAAAUGCAAGAAAUCCACCAAUGAAACGAAUUCUUGUGACGAUGGUGGCCACUGUGGCCUUCACUAUGUCAAUCAGACCAAUUUAAGUCAUCAGGUGAGACAUAUCCAAAUUCUAGGGGCAUUCCCUCCACCAGCCAACUGUACAUGCAACUACAAGCAUUCAUCGCUAUAUCGCAACAUGUAUUGCAUUCCCAAUCACUUGCUAAAAGAUUAUGCCAAUUAUGGGCAUUUUCGACUCGGAACGGUGACUGAGGAUCUUAUGUACCUGACCUUCUUCUGCCACACUCUCAAACGAUGGAAGGAGUGCAAUCAUUUGGCUAAUCUGUGUGCCCUUUCCCUCUACAAUCUCGACCGACCAUCUGCCUGUUUUCUCUUCUUCGCCACCCAAACACCCGAUAUCACAUCCACCAACGAUCUCAGUGAGAAGACAAUGCCACCACUCUUCUAUCGUCGUGGAAGAAAUUCCAUCGAGGAACUGGAUAAAAUUCUGGACUUCUCCUUUGACGUCCAAGAAGGAGACACCGUAAACUUUACAGCCCUCCAAUUCACGUUGGAUGGACAAUUGAAGCAAUUUCGUCCGGUCAAUGUCCUUCGUGAGCUCAAUCUCUGUCCCACAUCUCGUCGGGAAGUCCUUUUUGGGCGGAGUUUCUCGCUUUCGUGUAAAGUGCCAAUGGAAGAUGUCGUACUAGAUGGAAAUUCCCAACUAAUUUUUAGCACUCUCUUUGUCAACUACAUCGAGAAAAAAAUGCCACUAAUCCGAAGUAUUCCAGUGCUAAUCAGAAACUCUCCCAAUUCCAAUAUGAAUGACAAUCCCGAAGCAUGGCAAUUGGUAAGGAGAUUCUUCACAGUAGACCUAGUUAGUGGCCUUCGCAGUAACUAUAUUCCCAAAAUUUACGAAGAAGAUCGACUUCAGGAUAAAUUUGACUUCAUACGCUAUCUCAUCAGUGUCGAGCUUAGGUUCAGGGUAAAGACUGAGAGCAAUAAACUCUCAACUCCACUUCUCAUCCUCAAAUACGGAGAGUACAAUACGAGCCAACAAGAUAUUCAUCCCACCAUUGACUUCCAUUUCUCUGUGACCUUUUCCAAAAGCUUCAACUUCCAAUCUCUCUUGGAGAUUCUUUUGCCCAUUUUCAUCCUCUUGGCUUUUGUUCUGGCCAUCUUUGAGGCGAUUGCUUACAAAACACGCCAGCAUAAGCUCAUCUAUGACCUCGAUGUCUUUGGCAAAUUCAUUGUGUUUCUGCUAUCAAAAAUUGGAACAGCUCUCUUUGCCAUUGUCAUCAUCAUUUGCCUUUACAUCCAUCUCACAUUCAAGUCCCAAAAGCAAAUCCAACUUCUUCUCCCACUUCCUGUUGAGCAACUGCUAAAAAUUCUCACAGGAAUCGCUUUGAUACUCAAAUCUAUCAAAUUGGCUCAACAUCUCUGGCAAAUUGCACACAUUGACAUCUUCUUCAUUGACUGGGAACGUCCCAGAAUCUUUGAGAAUCGCAAUCAACUGGAUACACCUUCAGUUUGCAGUGGAUCCGUCACGGCCAGAUUAGCAUCUCCAUGUGAAAGUAUUUCAGCAUGGAGAAGUUACUUUGUGGCCAAUGAAUGGCAGGAACUUACAACCACUCGAAAGAUUUCCAUGUUCAUUCAUCUGGUGGGAUUAAUUUGGAUCUUACUGAUCGUAAAAGCAGAAAAUUUUGCCUCAAGAAAUUUUUUCUUCCAUCUCUGGCCAUCUAAAGAUCCUCCCGAUGGGAUUCUGCUCAUGUCAACGGGAAUUCUGGCAUUCACCUUCAUCUACAUUGUUCAGAGGAUUUUCAAUUUUGUCAUCUGGGAGAGAUAUUUUAAGAAUCCUAUUCAGCAAUUUAUUGAUGUGUGUUGCAUAGCAAAUGUUUCGGUUUUUAUACUUCGUCUUGAAUCCUACGGAUACUAUAUACACGGUAGAUCGCCCCAUGGCUUUUCAGACACCGACAUCUGCUCAAUGAUCCUUCAGUUCCGGCAGGAAGAACGAGGACAGAGAGGUCUCACUCCAGGAUCUGAAUUACAAACAUAUUCUCUGCUAGCUCCAAGGAAUUUAAGGGUCUUCUACGAUAGAUUGAUUCUUCCCUUGCAGCAUCCUCCUCAGAUAAAUGAAUACGUCACAAAAGGUUACGAGGGGAAUUUUGAGAGAACCAUUCUUACUUACUACAGCAUUAAUCGCUUCUUCGGAGCCUUUAUCGAUCACGCUCUUAAGGAUCUUGAUUACAUCGUGAAAGAAAAGACUAUCUUGGAAAAACUACUCAACUGCGAGUUUGAAGCCAUUCUUUCAGAAAAUAAAGGAAUAUUUUAUGUGGACAACAGACACUCCUUUGAUGAGAUCCUCUUCUAUGGAAGUGAAUUACUCUUUUUCCAAUUUGAACUCAUUCUCUUCGUAUUUAUCAUUGGAAUAUCGCACAAUUUUCUUCUAGCAAUUGUAGCCGUUGGGAUUAUAUACAAGCUCUUGAAACUUCUUAUGGCUCAAACAACAAAGCACAAUUUAGCUAAAAAGACUUUAAUAGACAAGAGAUUUCUCAUGUGAAAGAAUCACUGACUGUACAAAUUAUAAUGGUUGUGGUGAGAUUGAUUAUUGAAAUUCAAUAAAAUAUAUUUUUUCGUCCUAAA